Phycomyces blakesleeanus NRRL 1555(-) is the source of this 849-nucleotide messenger RNA. RefSeq lists its product as hypothetical. The coding region runs from base 1 to 849 and encodes 282 amino acids. Lineage: Eukaryota; Fungi; Mucoromycota; Mucoromycetes; Mucorales; Phycomycetaceae. The transcript has 3 exons. The record is from RefSeq and is a predicted model, not a curated record.
AUGCCUCUCGAAAUCGGUUUGUUACAAAGUCUGAUAGGCGUUUACAUUCGGUUUGGAGGGUUCCAACGAAUGGCUUGCAAUCUACGAUCAAAGGGUCAAUUGGCAGUAGCAAUUCAGAAUGGUCAUUGGGAGGCAAACCGCGUGCCGUGGAUACAAAUUAUGGGUGAUCAAGAAAACAACAAAAAUGUGGAACAAAUAGUAUUUACAAAAGCCCAAGUUGACGAGAUUGUUGCAGCCGUAACUAGACGAGUCAGAGAGUCUCAAUCCAAGCGGUCAGUCCCUCGGUACAACAAUGAAGACUGGAACACUCCCAGAAGUACAAAUCCAAACUUCGUCACCCAACUCAAGCUAUGGAACAUUGAUUCUUUACAACUCAUUUCCGCCAUUUACAAACUUACAGAAAAUAAAAGAGUUCAGGCGAGAGCAGCAGCUGAAAUCUAUGAAAGCCCCCAAUACAUAAUUGAACGAGGUGUGCACAAAAAAGAUGAAGGAUUCUACCAUGACAACAUGGAAAGAGCACGCCGAAUUGCGGUUUUCGGCUUCGGUACAGCCAGGCAGCAAGAUAUUGAAGCAAGAGAACACACAGCCAAGGCUCUUAGAUUACCACACAGCCUUAAACACCUGGAGACGCCAGAGAUGCCCACCGAGCAAACAAUCACAAUAAAUUCAACUCCACUAGAGGCAGAGGUGGUGGAAGGGGAGCCAGUGAAUAUAGAGGAAGGCGUCCUUUUUUAUCCAACAGAGGGAGAGGACAAGGCAACUGGACACUGUCGAGAGGACACCAGUCCAGCAAUUUCCAAGAGUCCACUCCCAGAUCAACCCCAAACGACAGCAGCAACUAGUAAUUGA